AAACAAAGCGUUACCGAUCCGGAAGAAGAAAUAAAUGUUUCUGGGAAUUUCAUCGUCAAGGUUUAAAUAGAAAAUUAUUAGUAGUUUCGACCUGCAAUUUACUUCCUUUUGCGAUUUGAAUAUAUGGGGUCAAUUGUUUCGCAUAGGCGUUAGAUAAAGUACCAGAAAAGAAUCAAAUCAUGGAAAAUUUGGACGGCCUUAACAACAAGCAACCGACAGGACAGGGCAAAUUUACAGAUGGGGCUGUUACACAACAUGUUGACAAUGAUAUAUUGGGUACGAAAGGGCUGGAAGAAACUGAAAAAAUGUUUGAAGAAAUAAGAAGACUUCCGCUGGUGGUAGAAAAGUCUCAAAAAGAACUUAGCCAAAUGCAAGGGAAUAUAAUACAACUGAGGCAGAAGCUUGCACAAAAACAAGAACAAGUUCAAAUGAUGGCCAAAACAAUGGAAAACGACCGAUCACUAGUUGAGCAGAUUCGCAAAGAAAAACAUGACUUGGUGAAGGAUAAAGAAAAGAUAGAGACAGAGUUAAUUAAUUGCAAAGGACGAUUGAGUCGGUAUCUGGGCAAUACACUUACUGAAAAUAAUCCUGGAAUUGCUGAUCUGAGCAAUGAAAACAGGCCCAAUAAACUUGGAGAACGGUUUUCAGAGCUGUACGACAAUCAGUGGACGGACGCGUUUGAAGACUUGGACAAAAGCAAUCCUAAUAACGAGCAAGCCAACGUUGAAUUACUGCUGGAUAUUCUUAUGGGUGCCAAUACACUUUGCAAAGAAAUAUCGGAAAAACAACACGCGGACUUGAGAAAAAUAGCGUACUUAAAGCCUUUGAUGGAGGCUGGGUCUCUGGAAACGGUUCUGGAGUUGAACAAGCAGCUAAAGGAGUUUCGGAGGUACACAGCGAAUCUGGCACUUGACGCCGUCCAAGAGAUGUAUACAGACCGAAUGAAAAAUAAUCGUAUGAUGAAACAUUUAAACAAAUACAACUCAGAACGUUUGACGUCGUAUAUUAAAGAGUGCGUGGAGAUAUGUUGGCUUAUGAAUGUCCAAGAACCGCCAGUCGUGUUGGCACCGGUUCCUGAAGUACUGAGCGGAAUAAACUUAGACCUUUAUCGGCACUACAUGAGGUCCGGACUAUGUGUAGAGUUCCUCGUAUGGCCUGCCAUGUUGUUGCACGAAGGAGGUCCUACGAUCAUGAAAGGCGUGGUCCAGGGCUGCGCUGCAGAUACCGUAAUCCAUCCAAAAUCCAAUGUCAGUCUAAAGGCACUAGAUGACGGUGGUGAUUGUGGAAAACCGAUUGUAGACAGUGCGACUGUCAAAGAAGCGGAUACAAAUUCGAAUGAGAAGCAAUCGAGUCGUAUAAUUGACGACCAAUCAACACAACACGGAAAUAUUCAUUCCGACCUACCAACGGAAUUUAAAAGUACUGGAAAGACGAAAAAGAAGAAAAAGAAGAAAAAGAACAGUAAGCAGCCGCAAACAGAAAAUAGAGAAAGUACAACUGAGAAAAAUGCCGAGAUUGACGACGACGCUUCGUUUUGUGGAAACGUUCAACGUGGUGUAAACGCAACCAACGGUAAGCAAGUAGCAACUGGUUCAGAUGUGGCCAUUAAAUUAAAAGAUAAUCAAACGGAAAUGAAUAGUAUAGGUACCUUUUCGGCGGAUCGAAGUGCUCAAUACGAGGUAUGUCUAGAGGCAAGAGCAACAAGCCUAGAAAGUAAAAUCGAAUCAGAGGAAGAUAGCGAGCAAUCGCAACAACAUAGUGGCAGCAAGAGUAAAGGCCCCUCUACUGCGAGAAAAGAGUCAACACAAUGUCCGACUAAUGCUUGUGAUGUUAUACCAUCCACGAAUUCUGGAAAGAGCAAAAGCAAACACACUAAUCCGACGUAUGCUGGACAGACUCAACAAGACACCACAUCUGUUGAUGGCAAAACUAAGAAAAAGAACAAAAACAGGCGCUAAAACAGUAUCUAUAUAAUAAAAUAGUUUCGUCAAUAAGAUAUUUUAUUCAAUUCUAUAUUUUAAGUUUGUAUUAAUUAUAUAGAAUUACAAGAGUUCGUUUAAAUUUGCAACAUAAUUAAAUUGUACCGUAUGUAUGAAAGUGCGAAAGAAUGAUCAUCGUAAAAAUGUAUGGACGCGUAAUGAUUUACCUGCACUGACAUACGAAGUGGACUUUUUUAUGUACAUGUACCUGCGCAGUUCGAUUAAAAAAUUACAUGUAAUGAUGACUGAAGGUUUACUUGUUCUUAGUUUGAAGAAUUUUGUUUUCAAUUGGUUGAAAUAAAUAAAUAAAAUGAAAAGAGA
Messenger RNA from Dreissena polymorpha, 2300 nucleotides. RefSeq lists its product as uncharacterized. NCBI's taxonomy places the organism in Eukaryota, Metazoa, Mollusca, Bivalvia, Myida, Dreissenidae. Gene Ontology annotation, biological process: mitophagy by internal vacuole formation; mitochondrial protein catabolic process. The transcript has 8 exons. The record is from RefSeq and is a predicted model, not a curated record. The coding region runs from base 180 to 1958 and encodes 592 amino acids. Gene Ontology annotation, cellular component: mitochondrial outer membrane.